This is a messenger RNA of Saccharomyces kudriavzevii IFO 1802, 1635 nucleotides long. It is a transcript of the gene SAL1, whose product is annotated as Ca(2+)-binding ATP:ADP antiporter SAL1. Gene Ontology annotation, biological process: transmembrane transport. Bases 1 to 1635 code for a protein of 544 amino acids. NCBI's taxonomy places the organism in Eukaryota, Fungi, Ascomycota, Saccharomycetes, Saccharomycetales, Saccharomycetaceae. The transcript has a single exon. The record is from RefSeq and is a predicted model, not a curated record. Gene Ontology annotation, molecular function: calcium ion binding; ATP transmembrane transporter activity.
AUGCUGUUGAAGAAUCGUGAAACCGACAAGCAGCGAGAUAUAAGGUAUGCGUGUUUGUUCAAGGAACUUGAUGUUGAAGGAAAUGGCCGUGUCACUUUGGGUAAUCUAGUACGUGCCUUUGAGAAGAACGACAAUCCCCUCAAGGGUAAUGAUGAGGCAAUAAAAAUGCUGUUUACUGCAAUGGAUGUGAACAGAGAUUCUGUAGUUGAUCUAAGUGAUUUCAAGAGAUAUGCUUCCAAUGCCGAAUCUCAAAUUUGGAACGGUUUCCAGAGAAUAGAUUUAGACCAUGACGGUAAGAUUGGCAUCAACGAGAUAAAUAAGUACCUGGCAGAUUUGGACAAUCAGAACAUAUGUAACAAUGAACUCAGUAAUAAGCUUUCAAAUGAAAAGAAUAAUAAAUUCUCGAGGUUUUUCAAAUGGGCGUUCCCAAAGAAGAAAAACAAUGCUGCGCUACAGAGUCAAAGUGUUCACAAGGACGGUAGCGAUAAAGAUUUUUCGAAGCCAACGAACUCAGAUUUGUAUGUUACAUAUGAUCAGUGGAGAGAUUUUUUACUGCUAAUACCGAGAAAGCAAGGUUCUAGACUGCAUACCGCUUAUUCCUAUUUCUACCUAUUCAAUGAAGAUGUUAACCUAUCUUCAGAAGGUGAUGUUACUCUAAUCAAUGAUUUCAUCCGUGGAUUCGGCUUUUUUAUUGCUGGUGGUAUCUCAGGCGUAAUUUCAAGGACUUGUACUGCACCUUUUGAUAGACUAAAAGUGUUUCUAAUCGCAAGAACAGAUCUAUCGUCAACUUUACUGAAUUCAAAAACAGAUUUACUUGCUAAGAACCCCAAUGCUGACAUAACCAAGAUAUCCUCUCCUUUGGCAAAGGCUGUUAAAAGCUUAUACAGACAGGGUGGAAUAAAGGCGUUUUACGUUGGAAAUGGUCUGAACGUUGUUAAAGUUUUCCCAGAAAGUUCAAUUAAGUUUGGUUCUUUUGAGAUUACCAAAAAAAUAAUGACAAAACUGGAAGGCUGCAAAGAUACGAGAGAUCUUUCAAAAUUCUCAACUUAUAUCGCUGGUGGUUUGGCUGGUAUGGCAGCACAGUUUUCCGUUUAUCCGAUAGAUACUCUAAAAUUUAGAGUGCAAUGUGCUCCCUUGGAUACAAAGUUGAAGGGAAACAGACUGCUAUUUCAGACCGCAAAGGAUAUGUUCCGCGAGGGCGGACUCAAAUUAUUUUACAGAGGCGUUACAGUUGGUAUACUGGGUAUAUUUCCCUACGCUGCAUUAGACUUGGGGACCUUUUCUGCCUUGAAAAAACGGUACAUCACCAAACAGGCGAAGGCCUUGAACCUACCACAAGACCAGGUCACAUUAAGCAAUUUAGUUGUACUACCAAUGGGUGCAUUCAGUGGAACUGUGGGGGCUUCCGUUGUCUAUCCAAUCAAUCUUUUGAGAACAAGAUUGCAAGCACAAGGAACAUAUGCUCAUCCUUAUGUGUAUAACGGCUUCAAAGACGUAUUACUAAAGACAAUCGAAAGGGAAGGUUACCAGGGUCUAUUCAAAGGCUUAAUACCAACUCUGGCGAAAGUUUGUCCAGCAGUUUCCAUCAGUUAUUUAUGUUACGAAAACCUGAAAAAAUUCAUGAAUUUAGAAUAA